GUGGAAGUUAUUUAUUAGUCGUUCAUGUGAGAAAAAUCAGUCAGUGAAGACAGUAUCACAAAACUACAUAUGUAUAAAGCAUAUCCAUCAUGAAUAAAAUAAGAGUAGAAGUAACUGAAGGAAAAUUGGUCGGCGUAGUCGUAAAUGGCUAUAACGUUCGUUAUCUUGCUUUUCGCAGAAUACCAUAUGCCAAACCUCCGAUUGGAGAAUUGAGAUUUAAGGAUCCGGUACCAGCGGAACCAUGGUCCGGUGAAAGAGAUGCCUCGAGGUACGGAAAUGUGGCUCUUCAAGUAGAUGUUACCACACAGGAAGCUAUAGGCAAUGAAGAUUGCCUUUAUUUAAAUGUGUACACCACGAAAAUCGAACUCUUGGAAAAGCGUCCAGUAAUGGUAUGGAUACACGGCGGUGGCUUUCUUGUAGGUUCUGGUGAUUCAGGCUGGUAUGGUCCCGAUUAUAUUGUGCAAAAAGACGUAGUAUUGGUUACUUUGAAUUAUAGAUUAGGCGUUCUGGGUUUUUUAAAUCUCAACGAUGAAGUAGCAACAGGCAAUCAAGGUUUGAAAGAUGUGGUCUUAGCAUUAAAAUGGGUCCAAAAAAAUAUAUUAAAAUUUGGUGGAGAUCCAAGAAAUGUCACUAUCUUUGGCCAAAGUGCUGGUGGAGCCAUUACAAAUUGUCUAGCUCUGUCUCCAUUAGCUAAAGGUUUAUUCCACAAAGUGAUUUCACAAAGUGGCGUUGUCUUAAAUCCUUGGGCUUUCAAUGAAUGGACGGACCAUGGUUUUCGGCUUGCCAAAAAGCUCGGAAAGACGACGUCAGAUCCGAAAGUCGCAUACGAGUUUCUAAAAACAAUUGAUGCGAAAAUACUUGUGAAAAAUGAACAAUGGCCACUUCGCACAGAAGAAGAGAAAUUGAGUUUUAGCCUGUGCUUCACACCUAGUCUGGACAGCAAUUCAUCGAAUCCAUUUUUUCCUAAACAUCCAAAGGAAUAUAUAAACCGCGGGAUUCACGUGCCCUUCCUUUUAGGGUGUAAUCGUGACGAAGGAACAUUUUUGUUACGCAGCAACUUUUUUGGAGACAUAAGCAAGGAAGACCUGGAAAAAGUAAAUACUGAUUUUAAAAAAACAAUAUUAUCAAGUGUAUUAUCCAAGUUACCUGAAAUAGGAAUUACUGUUGAGGAAUUAAGAUCUUUAUAUUUCGGAAAAAGAGAAAUAUCAGAGGAAACUUUAAUAAAUUAUGCGUCGUUCUUAGGAGACGAAUUUUUGAUACGCGAAAUUAUAAAUGUAUGUGAAUUCCAAAAGUCUUCUGGUGGUUAUAAAUCCACGUAUCUAUAUCAUUUCGAUUAUGAGAGCGAAAAUUCUCUUUCCAAAAAGUUGCAACAAAUCAGAUUUCCAGGAGUGUGUCAUGGAGAGGAAUUAUUUUUUCUAUUUUGCCCACAAGUUGCAAAAGUAUUGAACUUAUCUUUACCCAAACAUGGUUCAAAAGAUUACAAAAUAGUAAAUUAUCUUACGCAAAUGUGGACGGAUUUUGCUAAAACAGGAAAUCCAACCCCUGCUACAAAUUUAUGGUUACCAUUAACUAGUCCACAAAACGAAGACUACAAUUAUCUAAAUAUUAAUUUAAAUCCAGAAAUGAAAAUUUUUCGUAAAGGAAAGGAACGCUGGAAUUGGGAUAGUCGUAAAGAAACGUUAUAACGAUCCAUUUGCUAAAAUCUUAUCAGUUAAAAUUUGAU
Mycetomoellerius zeteki is the source of this 1723-nucleotide messenger RNA. Its product is annotated as carboxylesterase 3. The record is from RefSeq and is a predicted model, not a curated record. NCBI's taxonomy places the organism in Eukaryota, Metazoa, Arthropoda, Insecta, Hymenoptera, Formicidae. Gene Ontology annotation, molecular function: hydrolase activity. The transcript is spliced from 9 exons. The coding region runs from base 90 to 1685 and encodes 531 amino acids.